CGAGAACAAAUGUUUUUGUUCAUUGGUUUUUGUUGAAAAAGCACAUUUCGUUUUCCGUUUUCCUACCGUACGAAUCGAUACUGAUACGACUACGACUUUGUUCGUACUCACACUUGUCCACGCAGGUAUUCUUCUGGUAUUCUUCUUUCCAUCUUACAAUACGAUUCCAAAAAGCAUAGGAACAGAUGCACACCAUGGACCGCGAAACAGCCCCAAUAUUCCGACCGUUGUUUGCUAUUCUCUGCAUCGCUGCCACCGCCGGAGCCUUCUCCCCGGUGACGAGGAACGGUCGCGUGAAUAUACAUGCGAGUGCAAGCGCGUUAUCCGGCAACGGUGCCCGGAGCGGGGUGGAACUCUGCGCCGUUCGGCCACGCGGCAACGACAACGUACAGGGGCGGGGAGACUUUCUCGCCAGGCUAGCGGGAGCGGUGGUGGCGACCAGUUCCGCCGCCCUGGGAGCGGAACCCGCGGAGGCCACCGUCCCGCUCUACUACGAUCCGUGUGAGUCUCGCUGUUUCGGGUCCGGGUCGACUUUCAUCGAACCGAGCUUCGUCGAGUGGAGUUGUAUCGAGUCGAGAUGCGUCGAGUUUCUCGACCCGGCCAAAGCCAAUCGAUGCACGGAAUUGUGACGACCGGAUUGAUCGACUCACCAAUCCUUGUUUUUUGAUUCCCUUAUUUGCUUGCUUGUCUGUAUUUCGAAUGCGUGUUUGUUUCGCUUGCCUUGCUUUGUGGAUUCGCUCUUGUGCUUUCAUCUCCAGCAUCGUCCCUUUAUCUCUCGGAGGAAAUCAAGACCUUUGAUAUGUCCAUGCCGUCCUACUCUGCCAUCAACACGCUCAAAGCCGACGAGAAGGCGCUGGGAAUCGAGGGAGCCGAGGAGGCCCCCGUCAAGGGAGCGAAAAAGGCGCCCAAGAAAAAAGCGGAGUCGUCCGGUGGCGACAGCAUGCUGUCCUCCGUGCUGCCCUCGAUGAACAAGAGCGGUCCCAAGAAGAAAUCAUCGGCGGACGGCAGCAAGAAAAAGAAGGCACCAAAACCCAAGCCCGAGAAGCAAGCCCCGGAAACAAAGGCGGAGGAAUUCGAGACCAUGGACUUUUCGCUUCCUUCGUACUCGAAGGAAACGACGGCGAAAGAAAAAGACUUCUUUUCGAUCUGACCAGCCAGCCGGGUUGGCUCGGUGGGGACGCAUUCGUUCCGUAGGUAUCAUUAUUAUUUCAUACUGGCAGGGAAAUCGUGCAUGGAAACUGCAAGCACACUACGUGCGACUUACGUCCCGAUUACACAAAGAUUUACUAGAAUUGUAUUGUACACUCUAUUACUU
Messenger RNA from Pseudo-nitzschia multistriata, 1315 nucleotides. The record is from the annotation of a GenBank genome assembly. NCBI's taxonomy places the organism in Eukaryota, Bacillariophyta, Bacillariophyceae, Bacillariales, Bacillariaceae.